Populus trichocarpa (black cottonwood) is the source of this 817-nucleotide messenger RNA. Its product is annotated as receptor-like serine/threonine-protein kinase At1g78530. Gene Ontology annotation, molecular function: ATP binding; protein kinase activity. Gene Ontology annotation, biological process: protein phosphorylation. The record is from RefSeq and is a predicted model, not a curated record. The coding region runs from base 533 to 817 and encodes 94 amino acids. NCBI's taxonomy places the organism in Eukaryota, Viridiplantae, Streptophyta, Magnoliopsida, Malpighiales, Salicaceae. The transcript is spliced from 2 exons.
AGUUGGAAGGAUUGUAAUUUCAGAAAAAAAUUUCAAGUUCAAAAUUUUUCUUCUGCGCACAAUACAUAAUAAGAUGGAAUAAACUUUAGGUUUAAAGUGUGUUUGGUAAAAAAAUAAAUAAAUUCUAGCUUUCUUUUUCUUUUUUAGUUUUAGCUCUCGGCCUUCAUUUUAAUAGCUUGGAAAUUAAGAUAAAGUCAUGCUAACAAUGUUACAGGUGGGAAGAUGGUGAUGUUAAAGUCUGCAGUGAUGCAAUCCCUAAAAUCUUGAAAAAGACGCUUAAAUCGAGAAACAAGGACAUCAUAGGGUCGGGGGAGCGUAUGGGACAGUGUACAAGUCGAUGCUAAACGAGUCUACUGCACUGAAGUGGAUGAUGAUGCAGGAAGAUCAGGAGACAAUAAGCUAUUGGAUUGGCCAUCAAGAUAUAAGAUAGCACUAGGUGCUACAAGAGGAAUAUCAUACCUGCAUCAUGAUUGCAUCCCCCCACAUAAUUCACUGAGAUAUCGAGUCGAGUAAUAUAUUGCUGGAUCGAAACAUGGAAGCUCGAGUUUCUGAUCUCGGAUUGGCCACAUUGAUGGAACCUAAUAAGACUCAUGUUUCAACAUUAGUAGCGGGAACUUCUGGAUACUUGGCUCCUGAGUACUUUGAAACAGGGAAAGUGACCGUGAAAGUGGAUGUAUACAGCUUUGGAGUUGUCCUGCUCGAACUUCUAACUGGAAUGAAGCCAACAGAUGAAGAAUUUUUCGAGGAAGGAACCAAGCUUGUAACAUGGGUGAGUCUUCUGAAUUUAAUGAGCAUUUCUAGACUCUCUUGUGGGUGA